Molecule: messenger RNA, 3134 nt
Organism: Myxocyprinus asiaticus (Chinese sucker)
Lineage: Eukaryota; Metazoa; Chordata; Actinopteri; Cypriniformes; Catostomidae
Gene: m6pr
Product: mannose-6-phosphate receptor (cation dependent)
Exons: 7
Coding region: 303-1106 (267 amino acids)
Biological process (GO): protein targeting to lysosome
Cellular component (GO): Golgi apparatus; trans-Golgi network; endosome
Molecular function (GO): protein domain specific binding
Source: RefSeq, a predicted model, not a curated record
UUAAGUUUCACUUCCGCGUUGGAACAAGAACGACUUGACGGCAUGAUCCUUUCAAUCAUGCAAUCGUUUUAAUGAGAAUAUUGACAAGAUUCUGUAGCUUCGCCGUGUGCAGAUCGAUACCUGCGGAUAUUCUUACAUGAUGUUGUUAAGUGUUGUUUAAAGACAGUUGCAACUGUUUGGGAAGGAGAAACUGAGACCCCAUUAAGGCUGGGCACAUCUAGACAACUACUUAAGACACACUAUUUAUCUCCAGUAAAUAUAUUCACAUAUUUCAGCCCGUUCUAAAAGGUGCUUCUUCUGUCAUGUUGCAGCCUUUGAGAAUAAUCACUCCACUGUUCUUACUGCUUGUUGGAGUACGAGCGAAAGACAACACAGAUAACUGCAAGCUGAAUUUUGAGAGUGAAUCGGAGAGAAAAGUGCUUCGCUUAUUGGAGCCCCUAACCAAACAGAACUUCACCGUGGAGGCUAAAGAGAAGGAAAAAUACUCCUACAUUUUUCAGGUGUGUGGUGACGCAGACGGAAUGAAGAAUGCAGGUCUUGUGCAGAGGGAAAAUGUCAAUGGAAAACAGACAUUAGUUGGGAACUACAGUCAAACUCGAGCUAUUGGAGGAAGUGACUGGGUUCUGCUUAUCUAUGAGGGGGGAGAAAAGUAUGAUAGUCACUGUUCAAAAGAGCCAAGAAAAGCAAUGAUUAUGAUUUCUUGCAGUAAAACCGCUACUAAGAGUGCAUUUAAAGUGGUUCAGGAGGACAGGGAGAGGCAACAGGACUGUUUUUACCUUUUUGAGCUGGACACCAGUGUAAUCUGCCCUGUAACUCCAUCUAAACUCAGUGCUGGCUCCAUACUGCUCAUUGUUGCAUUCUCCUGCCUAGCCCUGUAUCUCACUGGUGGGUUCCUCUAUCAGCGUCUGGUGGUUGGGGCCAAGGGAGUUGAACAGUUCCCCAACUAUGCAUUUUGGUCAGAGAUCGGCAACUUAACUGCUGACGGAUGUGAUUUUGUGUGUCGUUCCCGUGGCAACAGAGAAGAACCGCCUACAUAUAGAGGUAUGGCUACUGAACCUCUUGGGGAGGAGCCAGAGGAAAGAGAUGACCAUUUGCUUCCCAUGUGACCAAAUUAAAACAACCAAUGAGAAGAGGCUGGACAGUUUUUGGAACCCAAAGAGGGAUGUUUAGUUCAUGUGUGUUCCUAGUUCAGAAGUGCUGCUGUUUGUUUCUGUUUUUAACCAGUGGCACUUAUCCUCUAUUUAUUCCCCUUAUAUGUUGAUUAGAUGUUUGUUAAUUGAAUAAGAUUACUAACUAGUUUUUGAAAGUCCAAAGACUCGCAGGUAAAUUUUAUAACAAGAUUUCAAAAAACACACAACAAUGGCCCUCUUUUCUCUCUUUAUAGGAUGUAAAAGAUUUUACCACUGCUUGUCAGAGCUUUACUGUGUGAUAUGGUCACCACAGAGAUGUAGUUUGUAUAGAAUAUAAGUACUUUUUAGUGUGAUUAUAGGAAAUGGUUGGAAAUGAUUGACUUUACAGAAUAUUCAGAAAAUGUUGUGAAAUUAAUUAUUUGAGAAGUUAUUAAACAUUCUAGAUUCACAAUUACAAAUAUGCUUUGCUUUACCAUUCCAAAAAGCGGAUUUGUUUGUUGGGGAAUAUUGUGUUUGUAUGGAGGAAGUUUAAAGUUAUCUGUCAAACAAGACCUGUGCUUUUUUGAGGCUUACUCUGAUGUCUUCAUAAAACGUGUUUUCAGUCUGUUAUAACUGAUACUAAUGAUAAAUUGGCAUCCUUAAAUGUUAUUAAUAGAAUACAUUUGAGAAAUAAAAAGAUUACAGAAGAGAAACCUUUAUGGUACAAACCGUUAUUUGAUUUACAUCAGUUAACAGUUUGCAGUGAAGUAUGUUUCAUUUGGUGGAUUUUCUUUAUUUUUACAAUAAGGUUCCAUUAGUUAACAACAUUGGUUAACAUGAACUAACAAUGAACAAUACUUUUACAGCAUUUAUUAAUCUUGGUUACUGUUAAUUUCAACAUAGUAAACCUUUUUUUUUUUUUUUUUUUUUUUACAUUAGUUAAUGCAAUAUGGACUAACAUGAACCAACAAUGAACAAUUGUAUUUUUAUUAACUAACAUUAACAAAGAUUAAUAAAUUCUAUAAACAAUUAAUUUGUUGUUUGUUCAUCAUACUUAAUGUAUUAAUUAAUGUUAACUAAUGGAACCUUAUUGUAAAAUGUUAGCUUUUUUCUUUGUGUCUUUGUUUAAUUCAUAUUGUAAAUAUUUACGGGAAAGUUCACCCAAAAAUGAAAAGUCUGUGAUCAUUUGUUCCAAACCAGUAUUCUUGUGUGAAACACAAAAGAUGAAAGUCAAAAUAUUAGGGACUGAUAGCCUCGGUCACCAUUCACUUUCAUUGAAUGGCCAAAAAGCAGAGUCAACAAUGUUUAAAAAAUGUUCUCAUGUUCCUCAGAAAAAAGCCGUAUGACUUUUUAACCACAUGAGUGUGAGUAAAUGAUGACAGAAAUUUCAUUUUUGGGUGAACUAUCCAUUUAAAAUGGUUCGUUGUGUGAUCAGUUUCAUACAGUUCAAAAUACUGUAAUCUUCACUGGGAACAACAGAACAAAAUUCCAGACUAUGACAGAACAGCAGUAUAUUUUUCUUUUAAAGCAAGCUUUUUCCUCAAGUAUUGUGUGUUUGAUUGCACUGAAGCUUUGAACUUAAUUUGAUUUGUAGUGGAGUUGCUCAGUUUUGUCCAAACAUAACCAUGAGGUCAUGAAUGAGCUUACAAACUCCAGUUUUUUAGUUGUAGUUCACAGCUUUACAAGAAUUUCAGAAUUGAGGAGGAGUAGAGCUGAUAUGGUUAUAAACCCAAGCCACAUAGAGUGCUGUAUAAUGUAUCAUUUAAGUGUUUGUCUAUAUGUAAAAGUAUGUUAAAUGGCUCUUUGACAAGAGCUUCAGAGUGUAAAUGCUGGUUAAGUAUCUGCUUUAAAAACCAGGGUCUAUAUUAUUCGUAUGACAGCUUGGUACUUCAUGAGAUACAGGCCUGUGCGAAGAUGUUACUUUACUGUUCUUGCUACUGCUUUUUUGUUCUUUAUAAUUUCAGUGAGAGAAACAAUACACUUUUUGCUUUGGAGUAGAAAUGAUAAAUAAAGUUUUUGAUUAUG